Molecule: messenger RNA, 2621 nt
Organism: Prosopis cineraria
Lineage: Eukaryota; Viridiplantae; Streptophyta; Magnoliopsida; Fabales; Fabaceae
Exons: 11
Coding region: 183-2348 (721 amino acids)
Source: RefSeq, a predicted model, not a curated record
UGUUUCCCACAAGGAGGGACGGGCGAGACAGGGAGUCUAGAGAGAGAAAACGUGAGAGACCUCUUCGUCUAGAACUCAGAAUAUACAAACCAAGAACCCCCCUCGCUUCAAUAUACAUUCUGGUUUCUCACAUUCCGCGGGAUUUCACUGGUGAUUGUCUUCGUUUGACAACAUAUUACUAGAUGCCUCUUUUAAAAAGGAAGCCUUUUGUCUUGGCUGAGCUGCCUAAGGAUUUGGAGCCCCAUGAGCUUGUCCAUCAAGUUCGAUUUACGAAAGAAAUAUUUCGAGAUUAUCAUGACUAUUUGAACCGUAUAAAUUUGUAUCGCCAGAGAGUUUGGACAUGUAAGGUCACUGGGAAAACUAACUUGACUUAUGAAGAGGCUAUGGUGUCUGAAAGGCGUGCCACUGAAAAAGUCCAACAAAUUCCCAAAGAAUUAAUGGCCCCUGCACUAAGGAUUAUUCAAUACAGCAUGCUUCCUUUGAGGGAACUCGCUGAAGCAAUAGCUGACAAAUUGCAGGAACAAGUUUAUGUGGGUGCUGAGCUGCAUGGAAAAAAGGAUGAUGGAGAGCAUCCCUGCAAAAUAUUGAAAGUCAUGCAGGAAGGAGUUGAUGAAUUCCGUUAUGAGGUAGCUUGGCUUGACAAAAACAAGAAAACAGUUGAAAAGGCUGAAGUCAGUGCCAAGGAUUUGGUGCAGAAGAAAUUUCCUUUUAGCAGGAACAUCUUGAAAUCUUUUAUUCGGGAAUCUACAUAUCGUAAUGCUCCUUGGGUAAUACAUGAUGAAUUGGCACAAAAUUAUGGAAUCUCAACUGAUAUCCCAGAGGAGUUAAAAGGAAGAGCUUUCUUCAACAACGGACUUUUAAUUUGCAACAAGAAAAGGAAAAUUGAGGAUUUAAAUGGAGAUGCUGAAAAUUGCAAAAGGAGGAAAUCAGAUCAAUCAAAAAAUAAUGGCUCCCAUUUAGUGAAAGAAAAUGGCCAAUGUAAGGAAGAACCUAUCAAAUAUCCGAUUGAUGAUUUAUUGGUGGAGCCUAGUCCAAAUGAUCCUGUUUUUGCUGAUCGUCCUUCUCCAUCAAGAGACUUCAAUGUUCCAAUUCAUUGUGUAGGGGAUCUCUUAAUGGUUUGGGAUUUUUGUACUUCUUUUGGUAGGCUGUUGCGCUUGUCACCCUACUCUCUGGAAGAUUUUGAAAACUCAAUCUGCCACAAGGAAAGCAACGUGGUUCUCCUUAUGGAAUCUCAUGCAGCACUCCUUCGGGUGCUCAUGAAAGAUGAUGGUGAGUACGCUUCAGCUGUACAGAAAAGAAAACGGAAGUUUAAGAUUACAAUGAUUAAUUGGCAAGAAUAUUUAUGCGAUUUUCUAGAAAUGAUCAAUGUUCCUGGGUUACGGCAGUUUGAAGCUACCAUAAAAAGGGGACAUUAUGGCCUCGUUGAUAUCAAUGCUAAACUAGAAAUAUUGUGCGAAUUGGUCAAUCAAGUUCUUGAAACCUCCAUUUUUAGGGAAAGGUUGGACGAGGUUAUUGAACAGCGGCAGGCACUUGGUGCUACUAGAAGAGGAGAAGCACUAGAAGAUGGUAGGAAAAGAAGGGAAGAAAAGGAACGGUUGAAAGCUGAGUUUGAAAGAAAUGGUAGUAUGAAUGGGCACUUUCAAAUAAAUGCAGCAACUGUCUCAACAAAAAAUAAUCACAAUAGAGAGAACGGAGAUAUGAGAAAGAAAAGAAAUGGAGAGAAGGAACCAUCUAGGCAGGGGGAUGCUUUGGGUGGAAGAAUUUGUUCUAAAUUUCUGAGCAGCAUGGAUAAGCAUUCGAAUGGUGCAUCCAAAAAGUCAUCUAAGAAGCUGAGUUUAGAACUGAAAGAACCAACAGAAAAUGGAAAUGAAUCAUCCAGAAAGGAAUCACAGAAGCAAUUAAAGGGGGAGAAGGAUCCAUCAGAGAAGAAUAGUAUAGAAGAGAGGAGAGAAUAUUUUGAACGAGAGAUGGAAAAACGAUUUGUUCGUACAAGUCCCCUUGGCAAAGACAGGCAUUACAGCAGGUAUUGGUGGUUUCGCCGUGAUGGGAGGAUCUUUGUAGAAAGUUCUGAUUCUAAGGAGUGGGGCUACUACAGCACCAAGGAAGAGCUUGAUGCAUUGAUGAGGUCACUGAAUUGCAAGGGUGAGCGGGAAAGAGAAUUGCAAAAGCAACUGGAAAAAUAUUAUGCUAGAAUAUGUACGGAACUCCAGAAGAGAUCAAAGGAUCAGAUACAGCAGAUUGCACUAGAUGAGUCUGUGCUCCGAAGGUCUACUCGUGUUCGAGCGCCACCCAGAGAAAAUCCUGCCAAUGCUUUCCUCAAAUAUGUUAACAAGUGGAAGGAAGAGUAGUCUGUUAAGUUUAGCUCUUCAGAUUCAUGAAAGCUGGAACGUUCUACCCUGAUUGUCUUUCCAUUUGUUUCUUUCGUGAUUACAUAUGGAGAAUAGUAGGAAAUGAUUCUGUUGGUCCAAGGUCUGAGGAGGAAUAGGAGGAUUGAGCCGUAGUCUAAUCUAUCAUCGGAUGAUGGACAAGCAUGUAUUCUAUGCUUGAUCCUGAAAUUUUGUAUAUGGAUAAUAGAUUACGCCAUUUUUAAAUAAUAAUCAUAAUCAUUGGUACAAAAAGAA